This is a messenger RNA of Aureobasidium namibiae CBS 147.97, 1068 nucleotides long. RefSeq names its product adenosine deaminase. Gene Ontology annotation, biological process: hypoxanthine salvage; purine ribonucleoside monophosphate biosynthetic process; adenine catabolic process. Bases 1 to 1068 code for a protein of 355 amino acids. NCBI's taxonomy places the organism in Eukaryota, Fungi, Ascomycota, Dothideomycetes, Dothideales, Saccotheciaceae. Gene Ontology annotation, cellular component: cytosol; nucleus. The transcript has a single exon. The record is from RefSeq and is a predicted model, not a curated record. Gene Ontology annotation, molecular function: adenine deaminase activity.
AUGUGCAAGUCCACUUUCCACUCAUUCCUCCAGGAGCUGCCUAAAUGCGAGCAUCACAUGCACUUGGAGGGUUCCCUCUCCCCUGAGGUUCUGUUCACAUUGGCCAAGCGCAACAACAUCACUCUGCCUCAGGACGACGAUGCUUUCCAAUCUCCCAAGACUCUCCUAGCACGUUAUGAUCGCUUCACCUCCCUGGAUGACUUCUUGCACUACUACUACAUUGGCAUGUCCGUUUUGAUCUCGGCUUCUGACUUUGAGGAUCUGGCUAUGGACUACUUCCGCCAUGCCGCAGCAGAUGGCGUGGCUCACGCAGAGGUCUUCUUCGACCCUCAAGCGCACAUCGAGCGUAGCAUCUCUUACAACACCGUUCUUGCUGGUUUCAGCGCAGCUCGCGCUCGUGCUCAGAAGGAGUUCGGCAUUACCAGCGAGCUGAUCUGCUGUUUCUUGCGUCACUUGCCUGUGCCUAACUGUGUUUCCAUGUUCAAGGACGCCGAUGUCCAGGCCAGUUUCAACAAUGGCUCGGUCGCCGGAAUCGGUCUCGACUCUAGCGAGAAGCCUUUCCCUCCUGCUCUGUUCGAAGAGAUCUACGCUGGAGCCAAGGAGCUCGGUAUCCGCCGCACUGCCCACGCUGGUGAAGAAGGCCCAUCCACUUUCAUCUCCGAUGCUCUGGACGUCCUUAAGGUUGAGCGCAUCGACCACGGCAUCCGCCUGAUUGAAGAUGAAGCUCUUCUCGAGAAAAUCGCCAAAGAUGGCACUAUGCUUUCCGUGUGCCCCUUGAGCAACGUGCUGUUGCGUUGUGUUAAGGAGGUCAAGGAAGUACCCAUCCGCAAGUUCUUGGACGCCGGCGUCAAGUUCAGCAUCAACAGUGAUGAUCCUGCUUACUUUGGUGGUUACCUCCUUGACAACUACUGCGCUGUGCACGAAGCUUUCAACUUGUCGGUUGCCGAGUGGACCAGUAUCUGCCGUGCUGGUAUCGAGGGCAGUUGGUGUUCUCAGGCCCGAAAGGAUGAGAUGCUGGCUCGUCUCGAUGAUGUCGUUCGUGUCUGGGCUCCUAAGCUUUCUGCUUAA